Lathyrus sativus (Indian pea) is the source of this 1104-nucleotide messenger RNA. Lineage: Eukaryota; Viridiplantae; Streptophyta; Magnoliopsida; Fabales; Fabaceae. The record is from the annotation of a GenBank genome assembly.
AUGGAUAGGCUUCUAUCGUCUUCUUCACCCCCUUCUCUCAAAACCCUCAAACCUUUCCCUUUCUUCCAUCGACCUUUCCAAUAUGCAUCAAGUUUCAAUCUUUCUCCCUCUACCCGUUCUUUCUUCACACCAAUUUCAUGCAACCGCCAAAAUCCAUCUCCAUUAUCAUCCUCGUCUUCCUUACAACCCAAUCACUUCCCAACCCUUUCUUCAUCUUCUUCUGAUAAUUCUCUCACUCACAUCGCAAUUGGAGCUUUCCAGAAACCAAAGGCAACAACAGCUCGGACUCUUGUAAUUCUCUCUGCUGUUUUAGCGAUCUUAAUUCAACCUGCUAUUGUACCAGCAGCCCUUGCAACGUUUCAGACGGCUGCCGGAGGUCCUGCUACUGCUGCAGUUGGGGGAAAAUUAAUCCGCACUGAGCUUUUAAGUAGUGCUUGGACUGGUUUUUUCGCUGGCUGCUUGCACACUUUAUCAGGGCCGGACCACCUUGCUGCUUUGGCUCCUUUAUCUAUUGGUCGCACUAGAUUGGAGAGUGCUGCAGUAGGAGCCCUUUGGGGUUGUGGUCAUGAUGCUGGUCAACUUAUCUUUGGCUUAAUAUUUUUAAUAUUGAAGGAUCGACUUCACAUUGAAAUCAUCCGAACUUGGGGCACGAGAGUGGUUGGUUUAACCCUGCUAGUAAUUGGUGCUAUGGGAAUUAAAGAAGCUUCAGAAGCAGCUGCCCCGUGUGUUGCCUUAGAAAACGGAGAAUGUGAUGUGGGCGUCUAUGAAUCACUUAAUAAUCCAUCACCACGAAAGAAGAAGAUUGGUUUUGCUACAUUUGCGACAGGAAUAGUUCAUGGACUGCAACCAGAUGCAUUGAUGAUGGUCUUGCCUGCCCUUGCUUUGCCUUCUCGUUUGGCCGGUGCUGCAUUUCUAUCGAUGUUCUUAGUAGGAACUGUAGUUGCUAUGGGAGGUUAUACAGUGUUUAUAGGUUCAUGUAGCCAGGCACUAAAGGAUAGAGUACCUAGAAUAACAGAGAAGCUGACUUGGGCUUCUUCCCUUAUCGCAAUAGCCCUCGGAUUUGCCAUCAUUAUUAGCCAGUUUUUUGGGUUUACACUCUACUAA